CUAGAAGUAACUGCUGUUCACUACUCGUACUCGAGGGAACAAAGACCUUCGCCAAAUUCUACGACACUAGAAGACGUUCUCGAUUCUUUAUUGGGUUUGCCACCGUCUACGCGAGCUCCAAGUCCCAGUCUCGCAGAGACGGCGUCAGUUAAUACGAGCCCAGGUCGUCUGGGGGAGGAAUCUAGGGCGGCAGAACAGUACCGAAGGCACAGCGAAGGAAGCGACACUGUCAGUCAAAAACCGCAACACUCUACUUUCCAACGACGUAUUAGUUUCGAUUCUACGCCCCUCAUUAGGUGUCGAUACAACCGAUGUGGUAAAACCAUUCCAGUCACCAGUUCGGAAGCACGUGAUUUUAAAAAUUGUCACAACUGCUCGUAUACCUACUGUUCUCGCCAAUGUAGACGAGCUCACUGGGAGAAACACAGGAAGAUAUGUCUUUUUUCCCGAAUUGGCUCCCUUUGUAGGCAGGUACUUACGUCUGUUAAAGAAAAUGCGGACAGUCUUCUUCAAAUUUCUCUGGUAGCUCGAAGAGGAUAUUUGGCAAAAGGGCCAGGAGCCGUAAAAUGUUUCUUUCCUUGUCCCGAAAAUGCAGAAAAGUUUCUGGUGGAAGGAUUACCAGCUCUAGGUGACUUGACUUAUGUCGCCAGGGCGGAUCUGCUUCCAUCCGAAAUGGGUUCGCAAAUGUAUUCGGAAAUAAUGAAGAUGUGCAAAAAUUAUAAUCCAGAUUCAAAACUGGUCCUUUACGUAUCAGUAUGUGUAGUUUCCGAAGCUCCUACAGCUGGUUCGGUUAAAUGGGAGCGGCAGUUGGUAUCAAGAUGUGCUAAAAUGCGCCUAAGUAAAAACGUCCCCUUGCCUGGACGGGACGUAGACAUUCCAGAAACAUACAUUUUCACGUGUGUUCCAACUUUUGACGAAAAAAUGCGCGAAGAAAUUGUCAACAGACUGGCCAACGAACUGGGACUUUUAGGAGUCAAUUUACAGCGGAAAUAUCCUGAAAUUCAUGGUCAACUUCAGUCAUUUGCUUCACGGAACUUUGAACGGUUCACACCGAUAACGGUCUAUCCUUAUGUCGAACAAACCGGGAAAUGUUUCAUGUGUAUUAUUAUGCUGGAUGCGGAACCUGACAGUGUACGCCAAGUGGCCGCAGCCGGAAUACAAGCAAGGACUAUAAAUCUUCGAUAAAAAGUCUUUCUUAUAACAAAAAUUAAUGAUUAAC
Messenger RNA from Agrilus planipennis (emerald ash borer), 1219 nucleotides. RefSeq names its product apical junction component 1 homolog. Gene Ontology annotation, cellular component: plasma membrane; apical junction complex. The annotation marks the transcript as partial. The transcript has 2 exons. Gene Ontology annotation, biological process: cell-cell junction organization. The record is from RefSeq and is a predicted model, not a curated record. NCBI's taxonomy places the organism in Eukaryota, Metazoa, Arthropoda, Insecta, Coleoptera, Buprestidae.